GGAACUGCAGGCGUCCAGCAGCGCAGGAGAGAGGACUUUGGGAAAGGUAUUGCCGGAAGGGGCUUCUGCCACGGUGGACUAGCGCUGGGGGGAAGGCCUUUAGGCGUGUAGGACUUCAUCCCCCCUCCUAGUGGAUUCUAAGGCGAGACGCGGGUCCCCAGUUCCCGCGAGCUUUUUCCACACUGGCCGCUAGGCUGGGGAACUUGACCGGAUGGGGGCGGGGUUCGAGAUCUUGGAGUAGUGGUCUUGAGACUCCGCAUUUCAGGCAGCGCCCUCCUUCCUGGCUUCCGUUUUCUCCCUGCGCUUUCAGUUCUGGGGCAAAUCGCCGCGCUCUUCCCAGCUCGCAUCCCGCUCCAGGCUUCUUGGGACUGCACCGGUACGGCCACAUGGCCGACAAGAAACUGGUGGUGGUUUUUGGAGCCACAGGUGCCCAAGGGGGCUCAGUGGCCCGAACACUCCUGGAAGAUGGGACUUUCAGGGUUCGAGUGGUAACCCGGAACCCUGGGCAGAAGGCAGCCAAGCAGCUGAGGAGGCAAGGUGCAGAAGUAGUGCAAGGAGACCAGGAUGACAAAGCCAGUGUGGAGCUAGCCCUGACUGGAGCUCAUGCUGCUUUCAUUGUGACCAACUACUGGGAAAACUGCAGCCAGGAGCAAGAAGUUAAGCAGGGAAAGCUGCUGGCUGAUCUGGCCAAGAGCCUUGGUCUCCAUUACGUGGUCUACAGUGGACUGGAGAACAUUAAGAAGCUGACAGCUGGGAGGUUGGCAGCUGGCCACUUUGAUGGCAAAGGGGAAGUGGAGGAAUAUUUCCGAGACAUCGGUGUUCCCAUGACUAGUGUGCGGCUCCCCUGCUAUUUUGAGAAUUUCCUCUCUUUCUCUGCCCCAGAUGGAAAGAGCUACUUGCUGAACUUGCCCAUGGGUGAUAACCCCAUGGAUGGCAUGGCUGUGAGCGACCUGGGUCCUGUGGUGCUCAGCCUGCUGAAGAGGCCAGAAGAGUACGUGGGGCAGAACAUUGGGCUCAGUACCUGCAGGCACACUGCAGAGGAGUAUGCUGCACUGCUCACCAAGUACACCGGCAAGACUGUGCAUCACACCAAGAUAACUCCUGAGGACUAUGAGAAGCUUGGCUUCCCUGGAGCCCGUGACCUGGCUAACAUGUUCCGUUUCUAUGCCCUGAACCCUGACCGCAACAUCGAGCUGACCCUACGUCUCAACCCCAAGGCCCAGACACUGGACCAGUGGCUGGAACAGCACAAAGGGGACUUCACCCAGCUCUGACCUCCACUUUACAGCCCUGGGCCAGGAGACAGGAGAUCCAGAUGCACACACAAUCAUCCUUUCUUGUGUACAGAAAUUGUUUUUUGAAAUAAAGCCUUUGUUCCCCCAGAUGACUUCCGAAAGAAAAGGGCUCUGUUUCUGUGGGAUAGGGUGGCAGCUUCUGGGACAUGAAUCACAUGAAAAUUUCAGAAGGCACAGAAAGGCUAAGAU
This is a messenger RNA of Octodon degus (degu), 1484 nucleotides long. It is a transcript of the gene Nmral1, whose product is annotated as NmrA like redox sensor 1. Lineage: Eukaryota; Metazoa; Chordata; Mammalia; Rodentia; Octodontidae. The record is from RefSeq and is a predicted model, not a curated record.